CCCUUUGGUUUCAUUCUUCAUGGGCAAGCCAUGCUGAAGCCAUGCUGUGUGCUCGAAACGACUGGCGGUGAGAGAUAAAACCUGCUCACCUCAUAACAGGACACAGAGAAAAGCCAAAGUGUGAUGUCUGUGGAAAGGCCUUUUAGUCAGACAUGUCGACUACAGAGUCAUCUCCGAACUCGUUCAGGAGUGAAGCCCUAUCAAUGUGAUAUCUGUGGCAAGGGGUUCAGUCAUUCAGAAAGCCUACAGAUACACAUCAGAAUACAUACUGGAGAGAAGCCUUACAAAUGUGAUAUCUGUCAUAAGGCGUUCAGUCCUGCAGCUAGUCUACAGAGACACAUCAGAACACAUACUGGAGUGAAGCCCUAUCAAUGUGAUAUCUGUGGCAAGGGGUUCAGUCAUUCAGAAAGCCUACAGACACACCUCAGAAUACAUACUGGAGAGAAGCCUUACAAAUGUGAUAUCUGUCAUAAGGCAUUCAGUCCUGCAGCUAGUCUACAGAGACACAUCAGAACACAUACUGGAGAGAAGCCAUACAAAUGUGAUAUCUGUUGUAAGGCGUUCAGUCAUUCAGAAAGCCUACAGACACACCUCAGAACACAUACUGGAGAGAAGCCUUACAAAUGUGAUAUCUGUUGUAAGGCGUUCAGUCAUUCAGGAAGCCUACAGACACACCUCAGGACACAUACUGGAGAGAAGUCAUACAAAUGUGAUAUCUGUUGUAAGGCAUUCAGUCGUUCAGGAAGCCUACGGUCACACCUAAGGACACAUACUGGAGAGAAGCCAUACAAAUGUGAUAUUUGUUAUAAGGCGUUCAGUCAUUCAGGAAGCCUACAGACACACCUCAGGACACAUACUGGAGAGAAGCCAUACAAAUGUGAUAUCUGUUGUAAGGCAUUCAGUUGUUCAGGAAGCCUACGGUCACACCUAAGGACACAUACUGGAGAGAAGCCAUACAAAUGUGAUAUCUGUCAUAAGGCGUUCAGUCAAGCACUUAAUCUACAGACACACCUCAGGACACAUACUGGAGAGAAGCCAUACAAAUGUGAUAUCUGUCGUAAGGCGUUCAGUCAAGCAGGAAGCCUACAGACACACCUCAGGACACAUACUGGAGAGAAGCCAUACAAAUGUGAUAUCUGUUGUAAGGCAUUCAGUCGUUCAGAAAGCCUACAGACACACCUCAGGACACAUACUGGAGAGAAGCCAUACAAAUGUAAUAUCUGUUGUAAGGCAUUCAGUCGUCACUUAAGCCUACAGACACACCUCAGGACACAUACUGGAGAGAAGCCAUACAAAUGUGAUAUCUGUUGUAAGGCAUUCAGUCGUUCAGGAAGCCUACCGUCACACCUAAGGACACAUACUGGAGAGAAGCCAUACAAAUGUGAUAUGUGUUAUAAGGCGUUCAGUCAAGCAGAUAAUCUACAGACACACCUCAGGACACAUACUGGAGAGAAGCCAUACAAAUGUGAUAUCUGUUGUAAGGCGUUCAGUCAAGCAGGAAGCUUACGGAGACACAUCAGGACACAUACUGGAGAGAAGCCAUACAAAUGUGAUAUAUGUUGUAAGGCGUUCGACAAGCAAAUUAGUCUACAGACACACCUCAGGACACAUACUUGAGAGAAGCCAUACAAAUGUGAUAUCUGUAGGAAGACGUCCAUUCAAGUAGGGAACCUACGGUCACACCUCGGGACACAUACUGGAGAGUAGUCAAACAAAUGUAGUGUCAGUAGCAAGGAAUUUUUUUUGGCAUGUUUCCUAAAGAAAAACCUCAGGAGACAUACUGGAGAGAAUUAAACCAAACAUAAUAACAUAUUUCUGUGGUAGGAUAUUUAGUUAGAAAAAUUACAUAUAGGGGACACCUCAGAUAUACAGGGAAACUAGGUCUGUUUUAAAGAUUGGUCUGAGAAACUCUGUGCCCAUUGGGAUGGCUAAAUAAAAAAAAAUUCCGUAAUC
This is a messenger RNA of Pecten maximus, 1953 nucleotides long. Its product is annotated as zinc finger protein 709-like. Lineage: Eukaryota; Metazoa; Mollusca; Bivalvia; Pectinida; Pectinidae. Gene Ontology annotation, cellular component: nucleus. Gene Ontology annotation, molecular function: RNA polymerase II cis-regulatory region sequence-specific DNA binding; DNA-binding transcription factor activity, RNA polymerase II-specific. The record is from RefSeq and is a predicted model, not a curated record. Gene Ontology annotation, biological process: regulation of transcription by RNA polymerase II; central nervous system development.